AUGGUCUGGGAGGCAGAUUGGCUCUCUAUCCACGAGCAGCUCGCUUUGAUUGGGGGAGCGGGUGAAAACCCACUGGAUGAAUUUUGCAUUCCUCUGGAUAUUAGGCAACUUUUUUUCCCAUUCACAAAUCCAUCCUUGUCUAUGCUGCUCACUCUCGGUUUCGUCCUACUUGUGUUUUUUGUUGUUACGAAAAAGGGAGGUGGAAAGUCAGUUCCAAAUGCAUGGCAAUCCUUGGUAGAACUAAUUUAUGAUUUUGUGUUGAACCUUGUAAACGAACAAAUAGGUGGUCUUUCCGGAAAUGUGAAACAAAAGUUUUUCCCUCAACUCUCGGUCACUUUUACUUUUUCGUUAUUUCGUAAUCCCCAGGGUAUGAUACCCUUUAGCUUCACAUUGACAAGCCAUUUUCUCAUUACCGCUUGGCUCUUUCGAUCCUUUUCCAUUUUUAUAGGCAUUGCGAUCGUUGGAUUUCAAAGACAUGGGCUUCAUUUUCUUAGCUUCUUAUUACCUGCGGGAGUCCCAUGGCCACUGCCGUUAGCACCUUUUUUAGACAUGGGCUUCAUUUUCUUAGCUUCUAAUCUCAAUUUGCAUUUACUUGAAUGA
This is a messenger RNA of Brachypodium distachyon (stiff brome), 600 nucleotides long. Its product is annotated as ATP synthase subunit a. The record is from RefSeq and is a predicted model, not a curated record. Lineage: Eukaryota; Viridiplantae; Streptophyta; Magnoliopsida; Poales; Poaceae. Gene Ontology annotation, molecular function: proton transmembrane transporter activity. Gene Ontology annotation, biological process: proton motive force-driven ATP synthesis.